AUGACCACUCCCGCCCUACCCGGCCUAGGCGCCCUACGGUCCGGCGUCCAGCUGGCUGCCCGGUCCCUCGAGACCCGGUGUGGCCCGUUUGUGCUGCCGACCGGCACGGUUCCUAUCCGAUUCUACUCAUCCGAUCAUCACAGACCAACAACGACGCAUUCACGACCCAGAGCUACACUACCUACCCAACACCAUGCCCCCACCAUAAUACGUCUGCCCGCCCGGCCAGGACCUUUCCUGCAAUGGCGCGGCCUCAAGCUCUUCGGCGGAAACAAAGUCAUCACACGCUACAUCGAUCUACCCCCCGACUACGACGAUGCGACCGGCCUACCCUUUGCCCGCGAGGACCUCACAGCUGAGCAAGUGGCCGAGAUCUUCGGUCCCCAUAUCACCGCCGAAGCCGCUAACCAGCUCCUGCGCAUCCUACACGGCCGGCGAGUAGCCGGUACGCUCGAGGACCCGACACUGCGCAAGAACACAGCACACUACAGCGCGAAGCACUACAAGCUUGCGCUCGACUACCUACGCAAGACAGUCCACGUCGACGAAGUCAUCAACGCCGGCCUGCGCGCCGAAGAUGAGCUCGCCGAGAUCGAGCGCCAGCGCGAACAGGAAGAACUGGAGAAGGCGACGGCCGAAGCGGUCGCUAAGCUCAAGAAGGAAGCCGCCAGCGUCGCCGCGAAGGUUGCCGACGGCAAGGAAGUGUCUGACGAAGCCCUGCCCCCCGUCACGGUCGAGAUUCCCAAGCCGAAGAAGUCCCCCUAUGGCGAGAGCGUCGUCGACAGUCUGGUCCGCCACAAAGAAGCCGCUGCUCAGGUCCUCAAAGCCCGCGACGAAGUCGAGAAAAAGAAGCGCGAGCAUGAAGAGCGCCACGGCAAAGCCGGCCCGUUGCAGGCCUACGACGAGGCCGCACGCAACCACCCCGUCGCGAUCUGGGUCGAGAAGUGGCGCGAUCGCGCUACGUCGCCGCUCGAAGCCCCGCCCGAGAUGCCCGCUUGGAAACGGAUCGGCCCCUCUGCGCUGUUCGCUGCCCUCGUUACGUCUGCCGCGCUCGCCUACGCGAUGAACUACCGCCCCAAGAAGCGCGACGAGCGCUGGUUCCCCGACGUUCCGCCUGCUGCAGCGACCGUCGGCGCGUUGAUCCUUGCGAACGUACUCGUCUGGAUUGCCUGGCACAUCCCGCCGUGCUGGCCGAUUCUAAACCGGCACUUCUUACUGGACGUAGCCGUUCCCCGCGCGCAUGGGGUUCUCACGAGUAUGUUCUCGCAUCAGGUGUUGGUUAAGCACCUCCUUCCCAACAUGGUCGGACUCUGGGUCUUCGGCGUCGGGCUGCACGACGAUGUGGGGAGGGGCAACUUCCUCGCUACGUAUUUCUCAUCGGGUGUGCUGGCCAUGCUGGGCACGCUGUGCUAUGGCGUCGCGAGUAACACGCUCAAUCUUACGUCGUUGGGCGCUUCCGGUGCUAUGUAUGGCUUGUGCGGCGCGUAUCUGUGGAUGCAUCGGUUGGAUCACUUCAAGAUUUUUGGGUUCCCCCCGGGGAAUAGUGAGGGGAUUUCGGGGCUGGUGUUGUUAGCUGUUGCGGGCGGGUUAAAUAUUGGGUAUGCGAUGACGCCGAUGCGGUUCAAGGUUGAUGUUACGUCGCAUUUAGUGGGUAUGCUGGUAGGUGUGUUGGCGGGGCAUUGGAUGGAGAAGAAGAGAGAGGAGAAGGGGAUGAUUCCGGUGUGGAAGGUUAGGAGGGAGAAGGGGUUGAGGAAGGAGGAGGAGCAGAGUUAA
Thermochaetoides thermophila DSM 1495 is the source of this 1773-nucleotide messenger RNA. RefSeq lists its product as uncharacterized. The transcript has a single exon. Lineage: Eukaryota; Fungi; Ascomycota; Sordariomycetes; Sordariales; Chaetomiaceae. Bases 1 to 1773 code for a protein of 590 amino acids. Gene Ontology annotation, molecular function: serine-type endopeptidase activity. The record is from RefSeq and is a predicted model, not a curated record. Gene Ontology annotation, cellular component: membrane.